GUUUUCGCGUAUCCGCCAUUUCAGUUUUUGAAGUUAGUUGUCAUCGGCGGCUGGAUUGUAGCUGGAAUUCUGCCGCUAAAACCUCCUGUGUGACUGAUAGAGCUGAAUUCUGACCUCAAACCAAACAAGAGUCCCUUUUACAACACAGUUGAGCUCCUGUAUCGGCGAAUUGAUGCCCAAACGGCCAGCUGCGGAGGUCGCCUGUUUACUAAACGUGCUCUAGGCGCUAAAGUUUUUGUAUGAGUUGAAGGCUCUGCUUCUGGAUAACGGGAGGGAGAGCAGGGAAGGCCCCGGUGAAGCCUCGGCUUUGGAGUGGAUAUCAUGGCCGGAAAUUUUGACGCGGAGGACCGCGGCAGCUGGUACUGGGGUCGGCUGAGCAGGCAGGAGGCUGUGUCUCUGUUGCAGGGACAGCGGCACGGCGUGUUUCUGGUCCGGGACUCCAUCACCAGCCCCGGCGACUACGUGCUGUCGGUGUCAGAGAACUCCAAAGUCUCGCAUUAUAUAAUUAACAGCAUCAGCAACAACCGACAGUCCGGUCCAGGUUUGGCUCCUCCGAGGUUCCGUAUUGGUGACCAGGAGUUUGAGGCUCUCCCCGCUUUGUUAGAGUUUUACAAAAUCCACUACUUGGAUACUACGACCUUGAUAGAACCCAUCAACAAGUCUAAACACCCAACCUUCAUGAGCAGUGGCCCCGGUGGAGGCCCCCCACCACGCCUGGAAGACGAGUAUGUCCGAGCGCUUUUCGAUUUCCCCGGCAAUGAUGAAGAGGAUCUCCCGUUUAGGAAGGGUGAUAUACUCCGAGUUCUGGAGAAGCCAGAGGAGCAGUGGUGGAACGCCCAGAACUCUGAAGGCCGGACGGGGAUGAUCCCAGUGCCAUAUGUAGAGAAGUACCGACCGGCAUCUCCAAGUUCGGUGGCAGGGCCUGGCGCACCUGGAGGUGCACUGGGUGGGAUGGGGAUGCUAGGGAACUCUGAUGGCUCUGCAGCCCAGUCUGGUGCUCCACUACUGGGAGACCCCAGUCAGUACGCCCAGCCCACCCCCCUCCCAAAUCUGCAGAAUGGACCUGUGUAUGCCAGGGCCAUACAGAAGAGGGUGCCCAAUGCCUACGACAAGACUGCCCUGGCCUUAGAGGUGGGCGACAUGGUGAAGGUGACCAAAAUAAACGUGAACGGCCAGUGGGAGGGGGAAUGUAAAGGCAAGCGUGGCCACUUUCCCUUCACACACGUCAAACUGCUGGACCAGCACAACGCUGAGGACGAACUGAGCUGAGAGUGGACAGCCGGGCCGCUACCUGGACACUAGUAUUAGACCCUUCCUCUCUUCUCCCUCUCUUCCUUCCUUCCUUCCUUCCCAUUCUGCACACCCACUCGCCUCCCCCCUCUCCCUCAGCGUUGUCUCCAGCUUCUACCUGCACCAAGUAUGGUUUCAGAGAAUCACUGAGAACAAAACCGGCCCUUGUUGGACCCUUGUACUGCACACAUCCUCCAUUUUUACCCACCUAAAUAAUCAUACCCACCCUCCUCCUCCACCUGCUUUCACUGACGGACUGACUCGGAUCAUAUUCUCUACUGCGGAACACGGAAGAUAAACUGAAUCUCCUGUUCCAUGGAUAUGGCAACACCCUCUAGUCCCUCCCUCUGUCGUGUCCCGACCACAGACACGUUAUCAACACUCACUCCUCAGGAGACUCCUCGCCUCAGAGUUCAACCACUUCCUCUUCCUGUGUCGGAGCCAGUAGAUAACUGCUCAGCACUGUGGCGUUUCUCAUCCUCAUCCGUCAUGACGGUUUCAACGCUGUAGCGUCACUCAUGCUGCAUUCAUGUCGAUUGGAAUACACUAAUAACCUGAAUAAUAACAACACAGUUUUUAUGUGUUUUCUCUACAGGGUGUCCCUAAAGUCUGGACACAUAGGAAAUCUCAUCAACUAAGAUUAAAUAUGGUUUUGUUGAAAGAUUAAAUCCAUCUGCUCUCUUUCCAUAUGUCCGUCCUUCACAUCUACUGAGAAGUACCAGUUUAUAUUUAAUCCAUGGAGGCAAAAAAAUGAUAGAAAUUUCCUGUGUCCAGACUCUAGGGACACCCUGUAGUUUGUCAUAUUGAGAUGCUUGUUUGCUGUCUUGCCAAGAGUGAAGUAAGAAGAUUAAUUCCCAUCUUAUGUGCACUGAAAACAUGAAGCUGCAACCAGGAGAUGUUAACUUAGCAUGGACUGAAAGAAGGGGGAAACAGCUAAAUGUUGAGUUGUUUCCUUUACACUUUGGAUUAAGCAAACUGGAUUUGACAUGUUAAUUAGUGAGCUUAAGGAGUUCUAGUGUUACCUUUGGACUGAGCCACACUGGCUGCUGUUUGCAGUCUUGGUGCUAUGCUAACUGCAUCCUGGCUCUAGUUUCAUAUUUAGUGCACCAGCAUCAGAGUUCUCAUCUGACUCUCAUCAAGAAAGCAAGUAACCAUAUUUGCCAAAAUGUACAACUGUUCUUUUAAUCCUGACCUUCUUUCACACUUACAGUGCAUGUAUGAAGGAAGUGAUGAAUCUGAACACAGUAAAGCUACAUUUGCCUUUCAUCUGUUAAGACUGCUAUGUCUGGUGGAGAUAUCCUGGUCUUCACUAACAUUCAUUCUACCAGACAGUUAUUGAAGGGAUUUAAGUUUCUUUACAUCAAAUGAGCAUUUAAUGAGUGAAUAAUGUUUCCUGGUUGAGGUGAAAGGUAUUUUGAAGUUUAAAAGUAUGCAUCUAACAACAUUCAAAUUAGACAUGAAUGCAGCAUUACUUUGGGUUAAACCAAGACUGUGAAAGAUGGGAACAGCAAGGCUCAAAUACAACAUUUUGGAGAGAAGAUUUAACCGACAAAUACUGCACCUCAGAAAGAAAUGAAAGCUCAGUCAGCUGGAGGUGUACAGUUCUUCUGGAGGAGCAGACCAAGGACCAGUCCAGCAUUCACCCCACCCUCCCACCAAGUACUAAAUGGAGAACAUAAAACUGAGUUAAGACCAGCAGCUAGGAGCGACUUCAUGUAGUUAUAGCCAUACAGCAGGCCCCAGCAGCAAACCAGAGAAACUGCAACACUGUUGUGGAGGUGGCGAUAAAGCCAAACACUACAUUCUCUCACCUCCCAGCCCGGCUUACCUCAGCCCCCAACCACCCGUCACCUACGACCAAGUACCACCAAGUAGUCUUUUGUAAGAAAAAAAGAACAUAUUGUUAUGAAAUGAUGUACUAUGUGAUUAUCAUUACAUGCUAAAUAUUGGUUUUUGUUAUCUUUGUAGUUUUCUUCAUAGCUGGUUUUGUCCGGGGGAAACACUUUUUACUGCUGCAUGUUGGGAGGCAGUGAUGGGUCGGUGGUGCAAAAUGGAUGAACUGACUCGGGAUGGGGCACAUCUGUUUGCCCCCAGCCCUCACAAGGCCAUGUGUUCUCUUUCUGCGUCUGAUGUACAUGAUUGAAGUUGAACAGAGUGAAUGUAGGCUGUCCACCAUGUUAGUUAGUACUGUCUUCUCAUAUUAGUGCUCUCCAUUCAGCUCACUAAAUAUACCUUAGCAACACAGACUGCGCCAUGUUCACAUCUUGUCAAAUGUGUGCAAGAAAAGACUAACUGGUAGUAUUUGGUACCUACCCUUUGUUUUUAACCUUUUAAUAAUCUUAUUGCCACCUUGCACCGGUUAGUCCUUUUAAUCCUCGGCCUUAUCAGCCUGUGUUUCCUUUGUGCUUCCUCAGUUAAUCUUCUUCCACUCUUUUAUUUAAAGCCUCAUCCAGUUGAAGUGCACAAGCCAAAAUGGACUUUUCCUUUUACUGUUUUAUCUCUUCCCUGUGCCAUUUCCUCAUUGCCAAGAAAUUAAGUUGUAGUUCAAAUUGCCUUUUUUUCCCCCUUCAAAAGGUUGUUUUCUGUUGAGAUUGAAUCAGUCUGCUUGUUGACACCUGACAAUCAUCACCCUCAUGUAUCAUAAUGCACACUGGUUGGGAUUGAAGCAGGCUGGGAGUGUAGCAUAGACCUUUGCCAGAGCGAACUUUAUCUCGUUUAAAUUUGACCUGUGAGAACUCUGUGUCUCUUCCAAGUGCAGAGUUCCUCUCAGGUGUCAUGCUACAGUAUUUCUGGCCAGCACCUCAUGUCACCUUUAGGUGGCACUGUUACAAUAUUCAGAAAGAUGAGGUCCUUGAAGGCAUUCUCUACCAGUGCUUAUGAGAUUAAAGGAGAUGAAAUUUGACUUUUAACAGAAUGCACUUACUGUGCUCUCCUUUUUAGGGUUGUAAUUAUCCUUAAUUGCUCCCACACAUUAGUCUCUGACCGUUAUAGCUUUUCCUGACAAGCCCUGUCCUGCUUUCACAUUUAAUUUUCAAGUUGGCCGUAUCCCAGACCCAUGUUAUAUAUAAGAUCUACUAUUUAAAAAUAAUUGGCUGACGUCUCGGAAAUUAACAUUUGCGUUUACUGCCAGCUUUUGACACAGUCCAUUUUUAUCUGUGUAGUUGUGAUCAAAUCAUGCUUCUUUGUCACUCACGCUGCACAUCGCAGGUGAUUAGCUGCAUAAAUCAUUAUCUUAUGAAUUGGGUUGCCGAUGAAACCACCAAGAAGUAUUUUUUUAGUAACCUUGCAUGAAGUCAUUCAUUUCCUUUCAUACAAAGGAAGGGGUGGCGAAAUGCCAGUGGAAAUUGUGUUAAUAUCAAAAGGUGCCAUUUUAUUAUAACACUAUAUUCUUUCAAGACAAUUGAAAUUACCUUUUUAUUUUCUGUAGCAUGUAAUGUGUUAAUAUACUAGUAAAUAAAGUCAAGCCCAUGACAAAUGA
Messenger RNA from Amphiprion ocellaris (clown anemonefish), 4768 nucleotides. RefSeq names its product v-crk avian sarcoma virus CT10 oncogene homolog (gene crk). The transcript has 3 exons. NCBI's taxonomy places the organism in Eukaryota, Metazoa, Chordata, Actinopteri, Pomacentridae. Bases 322 to 1269 code for a protein of 315 amino acids. Gene Ontology annotation, molecular function: protein binding. The record is from RefSeq and is a predicted model, not a curated record.